This is a messenger RNA of Thermothielavioides terrestris NRRL 8126, 1741 nucleotides long. RefSeq lists its product as uncharacterized. The coding region runs from base 113 to 1681 and encodes 522 amino acids. The record is from RefSeq and is a predicted model, not a curated record. NCBI's taxonomy places the organism in Eukaryota, Fungi, Ascomycota, Sordariomycetes, Sordariales, Chaetomiaceae. The transcript has a single exon.
UGGCCCUUUCACCUUGGCGCUAUCCCGCCGUAUUCCCCCAAUGACCUCCGAAGUGGGUUGAACAUGCGCGGUUAGUCAGCCGCCCCAGAGUUACCGCCAUAUACCAGCCGACAUGGGCCUCCAGCUCGAGCCCAUCAGCCAGAGCCUGGAGCAGUACGGUCCAUGGCGCUUUGGGGAUAUUCGACAUCAAGAAGACCCGCGUGCCGAGCUCGAGGCGGCCUUGCUUCAGACAGCAGCGAUCCCGGGGCUCGCCGACACGCUGCGCGAGAUCUCUCAGGCAAGCAUAACUGACCGCACCGGCCCCGCUCGUGCGGAAGCGACGCGCCCGCUGCCGAAGGUGCCGAGGUCGGGCUCCUCUAGCCCGGGGUCUCCGGCUGCUCCUGCUCCGGCGGCCGGUCCCAGCAAGACUUCCCGCCCCCUCUUCCCGCGCACGCUGGACCCGUCACUGGCGUUCACCCGAAUCGUCCCCUCCGGCGCGGAUGUGGUGACUUUCCCGCUCCGGCCAGCACCACAUGAACGCCCCAAGCCAUGCCUCAAACGUCGACGCCCGGACACGGAUGUCGACGGGCACAACACGGCCUCGCUGGGAUGCAAAAAGCGGCGUCUGCUUCGCAACCUCGUCACGUCGCGCCUCUCGCAGCCGUUCUCGCUUCCGGCCACGCACAUUCUCAACCGGGAGGCCGUCGCGACGGGAGAGACGCGCUUCCUCAAACUGGCGGCCAUCAUGUCGGCGCGGCGGCUCAACAGCGCCGUGGCGGUACACUCGCCGGCCCCGUCGCAGCAGCAGCCCAGCCCGUCCACCUGGCUGCGGCGCGCCGCCGUGAUCAACCGGCUGCGAUCGCGGGUCUGCGCCGAGGCGGCGGAGCGGGGCCACGUGUAUGCUGCCGAUCUCGCGGUCAAAGCCGCCGUGUUCCAACAGGGGGGGCAGCACGGGACGACGACGGCGUCGCUCGGCGGGCGAUACCUCGUCUACUCGUCGAGCCACGGCCCCAGCGCCGUGCAAAGCCCCAGGCCGCCACACUUGGUCCUACCCACAACAGCAGGAGCAGCAGCAGCAGGAGGAGGGGGAGGAGGAGGAGCGUCCGGUGCUCGACCGGGCCUUCUCCACGUACGAGCGGCCCCGACCUUCCCAACAACAACCCCAACACCAACACCAAUACCAACACUCGCAACAACAACAACAACAACAGCAGCAGCAGCAGCAGCAGCAGCAGCAGCAGCAGCAGCAGCAACAAGCGUCCCAUACCCCGCUACCAGCACCAGCACCAGCAGCAGCAGCACCACCACCACAACCACAACAACAGCAACAACAACGACAACAACAACAACAACAUGCCUGCGCAUCCCGAGCCCGCGCCUCCGCCCACUGCGCUCCCCGGAACUGCGCGUCACACGCCCGCUGGUGCCGCUCGAGGAGGUAGUAGACGACCUGCUCGACGGCGCCGACGAGGCAGGGUACGUGGCGUUCCCGACGUCGGAGCACGAGAGCCGGUACGAGGACGAGCCGGAGGAGGUGUACGCUGAUUUCAGUGUCAUUUUUGGCGGCGGCGGGGGCCGCGGCGGGGGGGAUGAUUCCGAUGAGGAGGGGGCUUCUGCUAGGAGUGGUGCAGGUGGGGAUGGAGAGCAUUUCGAGGAUUAUAUGGAUGAUUUGGAUGGGAUUCCGUGGACUAUACGGUGCUGAGGGCUGGUCUGGACUGGGCGGUCAUAAUCUGUUUGUUUGGGUGCUGGGAAGGGAUGGGAA